This is a messenger RNA of Galendromus occidentalis (western predatory mite), 1425 nucleotides long. RefSeq names its product glutamate oxaloacetate transaminase 2 (gene Got2). Gene Ontology annotation, biological process: L-aspartate catabolic process; biosynthetic process. The coding region runs from base 92 to 1357 and encodes 421 amino acids. The transcript is spliced from 3 exons. Lineage: Eukaryota; Metazoa; Arthropoda; Arachnida; Mesostigmata; Phytoseiidae. Gene Ontology annotation, molecular function: pyridoxal phosphate binding; L-aspartate:2-oxoglutarate transaminase activity. The record is from RefSeq and is a predicted model, not a curated record. Gene Ontology annotation, cellular component: mitochondrion.
GCUCCGUACCGCGUGUUGGAGUGGUUGCAGAUCACCCGGCUCCGUGCUCACCGAUUUUCCACCGACUAGUCGCAACUUCUACGUCAUCAUCAUGGCAAUGCGUAGCGCGAUUCUGAUACCCAGAAGUGUGCAAGUUCUGGGGGCCAGAUCUCAGUCCGUAUUCUCCCAUGUGGAAAUGGGGCCCCCGGAUGCCAUCCUCGGUGUUACCGAAGCUUUCAAGAAGGAUACCAACCCCAAAAAAAUGAACCUUGGCGUCGGCGCUUAUCGGGACGACGAGGGGAAGCCAUUCGUCCUGCCAUCGGUUCGCCAGGCCGAACAGAAACUCGCGGAGCAGAAACACGACAAGGAGUAUCUUCCGAUCGGUGGUCUCCCGGCAUUCUGCGAAAAUGCCGCAAAGCUCGCAUUGGGGAAAGAUUCGUUCGUAAUAAAAACUGGUCGUAACGCUACAGUCCAGGGCAUUUCAGGGACUGGAGCGUUGCGUAUAGGAGCUGCGUUCCUCGAGAAGCAUCUGAAGGGAAACAAAACUGUGUACAUGCCGAACCCCACAUGGGGCAACCAUAUUCCGCUGUUCAAACACUGCAACUUCGAGGUCAAGCAGUACCGUUACUAUCAGCCGAAGACUUGCGGCUUGGAUCUUCAGGGCGCUCUCGAGGACAUUUCGAAGAUCCCGGAGGGAUCCGUGAUCCUCCUCCACGCGUGCGCACACAACCCGACCGGAGUCGAUCCCUCAGCAUCUGAAUGGCUCGAGAUCGAGAAAGUUGUCCGCAAGAGAAAUCUGUUCCCUUUCUUGGAUAUGGCGUACCAAGGCUUCGCGACCGGCGACAUCGAUCGCGAUGCAAGCGCGGUGCGGAUAUUCUCGCAGAGCGGUCCCAUGUGUCUGGCUCAAUCUUUUGCCAAGAACAUGGGUCUGUACGGAGAGCGCGUUGGCGCCUUCAGUCUUCUCUGCGAUUCAAAAGAGGAGGCAGAAAGAUGCAUGAGUCAAAUCAAGAUCCUCAUCCGACCUAUGUACUCGAACCCUCCGGUCCACGGAGCUCGAAUCGCCAACCUCAUUUUGUCAGAUCCUGACCUCUACGCGCAGUGGUUGGCGGAUGUGAAGCUGAUGGCCGGCCGCAUCAUCUCGAUGCGAGAACGUCUCCAGCAAGGUCUCAAGAACGAGGGAAGUACCAGAAACUGGCAGCACAUCGUCAAUCAGAUCGGCAUGUUCUGUUUCACCGGCAUGAAACCCCAUCAGGUCGAGAAACUCACUAAAGACUAUUCCGUGUAUCUCACGAAGGACGGUCGAAUUUCCGUCGCCGGGAUUUCCUCGAAUAACGUCGACUACCUCGCCCACGCUAUCCACAACUGUACCAAAGACUAGGCGUCCGUCGUGGGACGGAAUUCAGGACAAAUUUUACAGAACCAAUAAAAGCUAAUAUAUGGAUUCAA